Molecule: messenger RNA, 573 nt
Organism: Opisthorchis viverrini
Lineage: Eukaryota; Metazoa; Platyhelminthes; Trematoda; Opisthorchiida; Opisthorchiidae
Exons: 4
Coding region: 1-573 (190 amino acids)
Source: RefSeq, a predicted model, not a curated record
AUGAACCAUCCCUGUUCUCCGGCGACUGCAACGUGGCCAGUGGUUCCUCGGGCAGCUCCCGGGCCAGACGCACCAGCUCCUCCACACUCAACUGGCCAGUUGCUCGUGCCAAUCUUAACUGGGCACCAAGCGCGGGCUGCACACUUUCGGCGAACUGAUCCGACAGCAACUGGUGUCGCGACACUCCGUCCAGCGUCGGCAAAGUGCGAUCCAACGAACACGGUCGGGUCAGAUCCGAGUGCCAUCCUGGCCGUCUUGAACCGCCUCAUAGCCUCCUGGCGGUCGGCUGGCAUGUCGAACUCCGCUUCAAGGACUUCCUUCGCGGCGGCCCAGUCCAUCUUCCGAGGGUCUCUUCUGAACGACAGCUUGAACAAGGGCUUUGAGCAUUACCCUUCUGAAUUUCCAAAACUUCAUCCCAGUGGACCGUUUGUAAACAUAGACGUGCGUAACACCAUAGUCACCAUCACGCUCAACAUGAGUUACUCUUAUCCAGUGGCGAACUGGGAUUCAAAUAAGUCUCCCAUGAAAAUCAAACCGAUACCCCCAAUGAGCCAACACGAGCCCCAGACAUGA